Molecule: messenger RNA, 1551 nt
Organism: Lipotes vexillifer (Yangtze River dolphin)
Lineage: Eukaryota; Metazoa; Chordata; Mammalia; Artiodactyla; Lipotidae
Gene: RBPJL
Product: recombination signal binding protein for immunoglobulin kappa J region like
Exons: 12
Coding region: 1-1551 (516 amino acids)
Biological process (GO): regulation of transcription by RNA polymerase II
Cellular component (GO): nucleus
Molecular function (GO): RNA polymerase II cis-regulatory region sequence-specific DNA binding; DNA-binding transcription activator activity, RNA polymerase II-specific
Source: RefSeq, a predicted model, not a curated record
AUGGACCCUGUGGGGGCAGACCCCUCAGCGCACCCAGGCCCUCUGACUCACCUAAGCCUGCCGGACAGCUCGGAGGCGCGGCCGCAGAGCGGAGCCGACGGGCGGAGCCUCCCGGGCAGUUGGACCAGGUCAUCCCCAGAGCCCGCCACGGUCCUGAGGGAAGGUGUGCGCCAGUGCCUACAGCAACAGUGCGAGCAGACGGUGCAGAUCCUGCAUGCCAAGGUGGCCCAGAAAUCAUAUGGAAAUGAGAAGCGGUUCUUCUGCCCCCCGCCCUGUGUCUACCUCGCAGGUCCCGGAUGGAGGGUGAAGCCAGUGCAGGGCCAAGCCCACCAGGCAGGGGAGACCGGGCCCAUCGUCUGCGGUUACAUGGGACUGGACGGCGCGUCCGGCAGCGCUGUCGAGACGCAGAAGUUGAAUUUCGAAGAGCAGCCGGACUCCAGGGAAUUCGGUUGCGCCAAGACCCUGUACAUCUCGGACGCAGACAAGAGGAAGCACUUCCGGCUGGUGCUGCGGCUAGUGCUCCGAGGGGGGCGGGAGCUGGGCACUUUCCACAGCCGCCUCAUCAAGGUCAUCUCCAAGCCCUCGCAGAAGAAGCAGUCGCUGAAAAACACCGACCUGUGCAUAUCCUCGGGCUCAAAGGUCUCCCUCUUCAACCGCCUGCGCUCCCAGACGGUCUCCACGCGCUACCUGUCUGUGGAGGAUGGGGACUUCGUGGCCAGUGCACGCCAGUGGGCUGCCUUCACUCUCCACCUGGCUGAUGAACACUGUUCCCAGGGAGACUUCCCGCCUCGAGAGGGCUAUGUCCACUACGGCUCCCUGGUGCAGCUGAUCUGCACGGUCACGGGCAUCACACUACCUCCAAUGAUCAUCCGCAAAGUAGCUAAACAGUGUGCACUCCUCGACGUGGAUGAGCCCAUCUCCCAGCUGCACAAAUGUGCAUUCCAGUUCCCAGGUGGUCCUCCAGGAGGGGGUGGCACCUACUUAUGUCUCGCCACAGAGAAGGUGGUGCAGUUUCAGGCCUCCCCCUGCCCCAAGGAGGCGAACAAGGCGCUGCUUAACGACAGUUCUUGCUGGACCAUCAUCGGCACCGAGUCAGUGGAAUUCUCCUUCAGCACCAGCCUGGCGUGUACCCGGGAGCCUGUCACUCCGGUGCCCCUCAUCAGCACCCUCGAGCUGAGUGGCGGGGGCGAUGUGGCAACACUGGAGCUCCACGGUGAAAACCUCCACGCGGGGCUCAAGGUUUGGUUCGGGGAAGUGGAGGCCGAAACCAUGUACAGGAGCCCGCGGUCCCUAGUGUGCGUGGUACCAGACGUAGCCGCCUUCGGCAGCGACUGGCGCUGGCUGCGCACACCCAUCACAGUGCCCGUGAGCCUCGUGCGUGCCGACGGCCUCUUCUACCCCAGCGCCUUCUCCUUCACCUACACCCCCGAGUACAGCGUGCGGUCCGGGCCUCCAGGUGCCUCCGCGCCCGCCUCUGACGCCGAUGCGCUCCUGGAGAGCAUCCAUCACGAGUUUACACGCACCAACUUCCACCUCUUCAUCCAGACGUAG